AUGAUGGGUCCCCCCCGUGCCACCGUGUUUGUGGUCGUCGUCUUCUUCAUCCUCGGCUGCUAUGCUCUCUCCCCAGAGGAAGCCGCAAGCGAAACAUGCUACCCGCGGUACUCGUACGAGUACUUAUGGGUGGACGCCUCAAACUCCACCACCACCGAGGACCCGACGCUUGGAGGUAGUGUUACGAAACAAAGCUUGCCAGACAAGAAAAUCUCAAAGAUCAAAGAUUCAGACAAGGGGACUGCUUGGCUCACCAAAAUGAAGGCGCCAGCUCCGCUGUUCGUCGUCAACGACACCAAGGCCACAGCUUUCCGAGCCGAAAAGGAGGGCUGGAGAAUAAUGGGGGCCGAGUUUCAGUGGUGGUGGAUGUACUAUGUCGAGGAUGACUGGUCAUUGCAGAUGGAGCAUGAUGGCCUGGUCGCUGGCAAUUACUCUUCUGUCGACCCCCUCGAAAACAUCAGAUAUGACAUAGAUCAGUACAGCGCGAUCGCAUUCCCCUGCAACUCGACGCUCAGCAACACCCUGCAGGACGAAAACACGAACAUCAGCUCCUAUGGCUCAGAGUUCAUCCGAAAGUUCAGAGCGAAGAUGGAUGACUUGUAUCUGUCGGACAACAUCUGGAGUGACCUUGUCACGCAAUACUUGAGAGACGAACUCCAGGACGCGAGCAGGUCCGCAAACCAAACCGCCAAUUCCACCCACUGGAAGGUGACUGCGUCAUACAUGGGCGUGGGUUGGAACGUCAGAUGUUGGGGCGACAUCAAUGCCGCUCUCAACAUGGCCACCGAGUGGGACAAGGCUGCAUCAUCCGCUGCCACCACUUUGAUGGCUCUGAUACCCGUUCUGCUUACUUUUGGUAAUCUCAUCCUCCCCCGGGACUCUGAGGCCUUCUGCUCCAGCUUCCUUGUUGGCAUCAUGUCUGCAGCAUUUAGUCUCGGGCUUCCGGGAAUGAGCAUAUCCGCCAUUACGCGAAAACUACACCGAAUAGACGUCGGCUCAUUCGAAUAUUACCGCCAAAGCAUCAUCAGCAAGCUCGGGAGGCGACAGAGGGCGGACGGUCGUGCAAGGCCAAAGGCUUUCUACAAGGUGACCUUCUCCAGUUUGCGGAGCUGGUUGACGGCUCCGCCAGACGAUGGAACACUGCCGUGCAAACAGUACGUCCAGGGGCUGAGUAACGCCCCCAUUGGAGCGGACCAAGUGGCUUGCUCAAACACAUUUUGGCAUAUGCGCCAAGAAGUCGACAAAUGGAGGAGCCGGCCGCACUACUGGCACAUCCUUGGUCUAAUUGUCUUCGUCCUGCAAUCGGGUAUUUUCGUUGCCGGUAUCGGGCCUCUCUUCCUCAAUAUGGGCACUCCGCUUUUCAUGUUCAGCUGCGAUCAAGAUCUCUCAUCGCUAUGGAUGCUCGUAACCGCAGCUACUAACGCUGUAUUCCGGUUUGUCAUGUGGGAGUUCAGUUCCCAUGAGCGUGUGAGAGUGUAUGCGCUCUCGGAGAAAACCAAAGAAUCCCUGGACAGAAUGAUACAGAUAUCGGAACACGGUCCAGAUGAGGGAGUGGAUGGAGUCCUGAAGAGCACAGAAACCGAGCUUCCGCCACGAUAUCAUCCUUUGAUCGGUCGCGGUCUCCGUGCCUACUAUCGCACCUUAUCUUCAUCGGCCUCAAGCGUCAGAAAGCAGUAUCGCCGAGUGAGCAGGCAAAGUGGUCUCGAGCCGGAUGGACCCGCUAGUCUCUACUGCCAUAACGAAGACAUUGACACCAUUUUUCAGUCGGUCAAAAGUCAAUGUCUGUUCUUCUGGUACCACUGGGUGCGAUUUCCAUUCACGCGACCUCUAGAAUUCAUCCGGAUUGGCUUUCGGACCAGUAGCGGCGCAACGGACAGCGCUCGCCGAUGGCGGCCCGUAACUGUACUCAUGCAUCUCUCCAGCAGUGGCCGUAAUCCCUUUGCGAAGCUCCUGACUGGACUGAUGGAAGGAUCCAUCCUGCUCCUACUUACAAUCUUCUUCUCGGCACAGUGGGGAGGAAACAUCUUUGUCGUCUCCUAUACAAUUGCCUUACUUCUAAUCUUUGUGACCGCAGGUCGCCUUCUCAGCCUUUUCUACAUCUGGCAGAGCGCUAAAACACUUGGCUUACACGUCAUCGAAUGUCAGAGUGACGCGCAGAUCAGCGGUUCUCUACGUAUAAUUUGCAGCAUGACUGGAGUUCUGGUGGUCGUGAACGGUGCAUACUACUAUGAUGGCCACCGCUUGGACGAAAGACAAGGAUGGAAUACCUGGCGCGCAAAAUACGACCGUGGAGACUACGAUGAGGACCGCAACAAUGCACGCACCAGAAGUCAAAGCGCGCCGGCCAAUCAUGGGAGCUUUUCGAGACAUGGCGGAUUCAGAGAAGCUUUGAAGAUUCGCAGAAAGCCAGUUGGUGUCAGGCAAGGUCUUCCACGGCAUCGUUCGGAUGGGAGUCAGGCGGAAAUUUUACUACAGGACAUACCCUACCACUCUCGAUCACCGAGCGACCACAGCCUUGCCUCGAGCAUGCCACGCGCUCCUGAGGCUACUGCAGGUCAUCCCUAA
This is a messenger RNA of Diplodia corticola, 2565 nucleotides long. RefSeq lists its product as uncharacterized. The record is from RefSeq and is a predicted model, not a curated record. The coding region runs from base 1 to 2565 and encodes 854 amino acids. NCBI's taxonomy places the organism in Eukaryota, Fungi, Ascomycota, Dothideomycetes, Botryosphaeriales, Botryosphaeriaceae. The transcript is spliced from 6 exons.